Molecule: messenger RNA, 1638 nt
Organism: Fusarium venenatum
Lineage: Eukaryota; Fungi; Ascomycota; Sordariomycetes; Hypocreales; Nectriaceae
Product: major facilitator superfamily domain-containing protein
Biological process (GO): transmembrane transport
Cellular component (GO): plasma membrane
Molecular function (GO): transmembrane transporter activity
Source: RefSeq, a predicted model, not a curated record
AUGGGUUUGGGGGUUCUUCCCGAUCGUCACCUCGCAGAUGUCCCUGGGACAUCCUUUCUCAGUGAAAAGGGUUUACCUGGCAGCUUUGAAGAGGCCACUACCACCACAGGCAAUCAUGCUAAUCUCAAGCAUGACCCUACUGGCAAGAUUGUUCUCGUUCCUCAACCCUCCGAUGAUCCCAAUGACCCCCUCAACUGGCCAGCAUGGAGGAAACACAUGUUUACUGUUUCCAUAAUCAUCGGUUGCGGUUCUGUAGGAGCUGUGGGACCCCUUCUAGGUCCAGCAAUGGUGCCUCUUGCUGGAGAAUUCGAUGUACCUCUCCAGAGAUUCACUCUGGGCUUCACGGGCUCCCUUCUCAUAUCCUUGGCGUUUGGAAACCUCUUUUGUAACUCGUUGGCCAUGGUGGUCGGCAAGAGGCCAGUCUACCUCUUCACCACAGUGGGCUUGCUGGUCACAACUAUCUGGAGCGCAGUGGCCAAAGACUUCAUCUCCCUCGCCGUCUCCCGUGGUAUCCAAGGACUCUGCAUGUCUCCUAUGGAGGUCUUGGUUCCUGCGUCAAUUUCUGAUGUCUGGUUUGUUCAUCAAAGGGGUCUUCAGAACGCUAUCUUCAAUCUUGGUGUUCUCGGCGGUAUAAACCUUGCCUCGCCAAUUGCUGGUGCUAUCAUUAACGCAUACGGCUACAAGACCUGCCUCUGGUCCAUGGCUGGUGCUUUUGGCGUCCAGCUUUUACUCACUUUUUUCUUCAUGCCCGAGACAACGUAUAAACGCGAUAAUGACUCGGUUGCCCUAGGUGACACUCUCACAAAGAAAUACACGGCUGCUGAUGAUAAAAAGGAAUUUGUAUCAGAGGUUGAAAACACUGUUCUAGCCCGUGAUAGUAUGGCUAUUCCAGGAAAGCAUGCAUAUAUAUACACACUACGACCCUGGAGCGGAUAUUGGGAUUCUUCCGGAUUUACUUAUAGUAUCUACGCACCAUUCAAGAUGCUCGGGUCUCCUGUGGUCAUUUGGGGAUGCUUCCAGUUCACCAUCUGCAUUAACUGGUUGGUUCUCUUGGCCAAUACUCAAUCUCAAAUAUUUAGUGCACCUCCAUACAGCUUUUCGGUUGCCGAGGUGGGAUUAAUGAAUCUUUCAUCAUUUGUUGGAACUUUCAUUGCAACAGCCCUGGCUGGUCUAAUGGUAGAUGGGCUAGCCAAGUUCAUGGCGGGGAGAAAUCAGGGAGUAUACGAACCGGAGUUUCGCCUUCCAAUUCUUGCCCUCUUGGCCACACUUGGUGCCAGUGGCUUCUUCGGCUGGGGUCAAAGUCUUGCAAACGCUGAGCCAUGGCCCAUCCCUGUCAUUAUCUGUUUGGGAUUGAUUAACCUUGGCAUACAAUUAGGAGUCGUUGGUGUCGUGUCCUAUGUUAUUGACUCCCAUCGCCACGAGGCUGUUGAAUCAUUCGCCAUGAUGAGCUUUGCCAAGAAUAUCUUUGGCUUCGGUAUGACAUUUUAUAUGAACGAUUGGAUUGAUGUUCAAGGUGUAAGAGACGCUUUUUUUGUCAUCGGAGGUAUCACGAUUGCGGUCAGCAUGGCUACAGUUCCCAUGUACAUCUUUGGAAAGAGGGCGCGAAGUUUUGCUUAUCGCAAUGGUUUCCUUGCAUAA